GCCACGGAAAGCUUGGGUAUUUCUCAAUUCAGACUAUCUUCAUGGUUUUUAGCAGUAGUGAUUGGUCAAUUUCUUUCAAUUGGAGCAGAGGCUAUUACUAAAGAAUUUGCAGGACAAGUCAUUCAGAACAUUGGUGAUAGGGCUACUAUGUUGCUAGUUGGGAUGGGUUUACAUAUGGCUAAUUCUUGUGCUGCCAUUGUUUCAUACAUUCAGACUUGUUCAACAGCUUCAUAUAGUAUAUUUGGUAAAAAGGAUCCAACGGCUGAUGAUAAUUCAGGACGGAGGCCUUUUAUGAAUAUUCGAACCUGCGUUAAUUCUAG
Messenger RNA from Racocetra persica, 320 nucleotides. NCBI's taxonomy places the organism in Eukaryota, Fungi, Glomeromycota, Glomeromycetes, Diversisporales, Gigasporaceae. The record is from the annotation of a GenBank genome assembly.